Messenger RNA from Pneumocystis jirovecii RU7, 1131 nucleotides. RefSeq lists its product as uncharacterized. Lineage: Eukaryota; Fungi; Ascomycota; Pneumocystomycetes; Pneumocystales; Pneumocystaceae. Gene Ontology annotation, molecular function: UDP-N-acetylglucosamine transmembrane transporter activity. Gene Ontology annotation, cellular component: Golgi membrane; endoplasmic reticulum membrane. Gene Ontology annotation, biological process: transmembrane transport. The record is from RefSeq and is a predicted model, not a curated record. Bases 1 to 1131 code for a protein of 376 amino acids. The transcript is spliced from 8 exons.
AUGAUACAAUUUGAAAAAGAUAAAAAAGAUAAAAACUUUAAAAAAAAAAAUAGUAUACUUUUAAUAUUUUAUAUUCUUUUAUCAAAACAUUUUUUGAUUUUCUCAUUAAUAUUUGGUGGAUGUUGCACUAAUGUCUUUACAUUAGAAGCUAUUAUUAAAAAGGAACCAAAUGCAGGUAUUAAAUAUUAUAAAAAAUUAGCAUCAUUAAAAAUUAAAGGAUUAUUAAUAACUUUUUUUCAAUUCUUAUUUAUUACUUUAGAAGGAUUACUUUAUCAUUUUUUCACAACAUCAACAUUUUUAAUAAAAAGAAAUAUUCCUCUUUACAAUUGGUUUAUUAUUGUUUUUCUAUUUUUUAGUUCAUCUUUUUUAAAUAAUAAAGCAUAUGGUUACGGUAUUUCUAUUCCUAUACAUAUUAUUACUCAAAGUGGUGGAACAUUAAUUACAGUUAUUUUAGAAUGGUUAUGUGCAAAUAAAAAGUUUAACAUUCAAGAGAUUUUAGCAGUUUUAAUUUUAACACUUGGUGUAAUCAUUACUAAUAUUUCAAACGUAUCAAAUAUAUCAAAUAAACAUUCCUCAAAAUCAUCUAUAUUAGAAUAUAUUAUAGGCAUAAUUAUUCUUAUAAUUUCUCAAAUUUUUAGAUCUUUUAUGAAUAUAUAUAUGGAAAAGACAGUUAAAUUAUAUUCUCCAAAUUGGAGAGAAGUCAAUUUUUACAUGCAUUUUUUUUCUUUUUUAAUUUACAUACCAAUACUACCAACAAUAUAUUCACAAGUUAAAUUAUUAAGUUUUUAUGAAACAUCAUAUACUUCACAAUUUGCAGAUACAUUUUCCUAUAACCCUUUAUAUAUUUUUACAAAAUUCAAACAUUCCAAAACAUUUAAUUAUGCAUUUUAUUUCUUUAUUAAUGUAAUCACACAAUCAUUAUGUGUCCAAGGAAUAAAUAGAUUAAAUAUUAUAUCUACAGCUUUGACUACAAAUAUAAUACUUAGUUCACGGAAAUUUCUUAGUUUGAUUUUAAGUAUUUAUAUAUUUGGGAAUGAAAUAUAUUUAGAAACUAUAUUAGGAGUUAUUUUAGUAUUUGGUGGUGGAAUUUGGUAUAGUGUCGAAUUACAUAAAAAAGCAAUACAAAUUUAA